GGUUCUGCUUGGUUUCCCCAGCUUUACUCACUUCAUCUAAGAUUGUAAAGAAGAGAAAAAAAGUGGUCGGGUGACUAGUGAUAAUAGUAUGAGGCAAGUUGGUGAAGCUGUUCGGGCUCCCUGCUUGCUCUGCUUAAGUAUUUGGUUUCAGAUUUUGCAUUUAUAGCUCCCUUCUUGUUGUGGGCAUUCUUGUUUCGUCAUGUUACUUUACUGGGUAAAACAUUGAUAAAUUUUGAGCCUUUGGCUUUCGGGUCUUGGUAAAAUUUGUACAGCCAUUUAUUCUUUUGUUGGUGGGAUGACUUUAAAUCUGGGUUUUGUAUCUUUGGUGGGGUUAAGAGUUGGGAACUAUAUUUAAUUUUCUUGGGUGAUCAAUGUGAUACUGUUGGUGGAGAUAUUUUGAGUUGAGUUAUUAGUUUAAAACCUCAGAGUGAUGGGCCCUGGAAGGUUGCCAAAGCUGAGUUUCUCUGAUCGCGUUAAAGGUACUAUCAUAUAAAGUAAAACCUCCUCUUCAGUACCGCCAGAGCUUGGAAUGUCGUCCAAUCUUGACUUUUGACUACUCAUCUGAUUCAAAAAGAAAACAUUUGAUGUCCAAAACAACAAAGUCAGAUUGUUUGGUUACAGAGAGGGUAGCAUCUAUGCAUCUUUCCCUAUGGAAGCCAAUAACUCACUGUGCAGCUCUAAUCAUGGACAAGAAAACCAAAAGAAGAAACCGUUCUGGUUUGACCGUGGACGUAAAGCGUAGAACUUCUAUGCUUCGUCAAUUGCAGGAAAACAAGCUCAAAGAGGCUUUAGAGGAGGCAUCCGAAGAAGGGUCCUUAGCAAAAUCUCAGGACAUUGAUUCUGACUCACUCAACCAUGAGACAAGCUUAGGACGAACACGCUCUCUUGCUAGACUCCAUGCCCAGAAGGAGUUUCUCCGAGCAACUGCUUUAGCUGCGGACCGGAUUUUCAGUUCAGAGGAUUCAAUUCUUGAUCUAAGCGAUGCCUUCUCAAAGUUUUUAACAAUGUACCCCAAAUUCCAGUCUACUGAAAAGAUUGAUCAGUUGCGAUCAGAUGACUAUGGACAUUUGUCUGAGUCUUUUGCUAAGGUAUGUCUCGAUUAUUGUGGCUUUGGGCUGUUUUCUCACAUUCAGACUCAACUGAAUUGGGAGUCAUCAACAUUUACUUUGACUGAGAUUACUGCUAAUUUGAGUAACCAUGCUCUUUAUGGUGGUGCUGAGAAAGGUACUGCUGAACAUGAUAUCAAGACCAGGAUUAUGGACUAUUUGAACAUUCCCGAAAAUGAAUAUGGACAUGUUUUUACUGUUAGUAGGGGGUCUGCAUUUAAAUUGCUCGCUGAAUCAUACCCUUUUGAGACCAACAAGAAGCUAUUGACCAUGUUUGAUCAUGAAAGCCAGUCUGUAAAUUGGAUGGCUCAGAGUGCUAAAGAGAAAGGUGCUAAGGUUUAUAGUGCUUGGUUUAAAUAUCCCUCGUUGAAACUCUGCUCUAGGGAGCUUAGAAAGCAGAUUUCAAAUAAGAAAAAGAAGAAAAAGGGUUGUGCAAAUGGACUAUUUGUGUUUCCUGUUCAGUCUAGAGUAACUGGGGCUAAGUAUUCCUACCAGUGGAUGGCACUUGCUCAGCAAAACAAUUGGCAUGUACUGCUUGAUGCUGGCUCAUUGGGACCCAAGGAUAUGGAUGCAUUAGGGCUGUCCCUAUUCCGGCCAGAUUUUAUUAUCACUUCUUUUUACAGGGUAUUUGGGUCUGAUCCAUCUGGGUUUGGUUGCCUUUUGAUCAAGAAAUCUGUGAUGGGAACUCUUCAGAAUCAGGCUGGUCUUACCGGCUCUGGUAUGGUGAAGAUCCUUCCUGUUUUUCCUCAGUAUUUGAGCGAUUCAGUGGAUGGUCUUGAUGGUCUGGCUGGGAUUGGAGAUGAUGCUAUCAAUGGUAAUGCAGAAUCAGUGCCUGAAUUGCAUGGGGGGUCACAGAUGCCUGCCUUUUCAGGUGUUUUUACUUCCAAUCAAGUCAGGGAUGUGUUUGAAAUGGAGAUGGAUCAGGACAAUAGCUCAGACAGGGAUGGCGCAAGCACAAUUUUUGAGGAAGCUGAGAGCAUUUCAGUCGGGGAUGUCAUGAGAAGUCCAAUUUUCAGUGAGGGUGAAUCAUCAGAUAAUUCAUACUGGAUUGAUUUGGGUCAGAGUCCAUUUGGAUCUGACAAAUCUGGCCUGUUGAUGAAGAAGAAAGUGGGUUCACCGCUACCACCCUCAUGGUUUUCAGGCAAGAUGAACAAAAAAAGAAUCUCUCCUAAAGCAACAACAAAAUUAUCCAAAAGCCCAAUUUAUGAUGACAGGAGGGUCGAUCUUCCAAGGCAGGAUGAUAGUGUGCUUUCUUUUGUUGCCUCUGUUUUAUCAAUAUCACAAGAACUUAAUCGUGUUAAGGUACCUGAAGAAGAAGAUUCUGCUGAAACAGAAGCUGCUUCUGGAGAUGGUGGCAAACACACAAAUUUCCAGCACGCUGGAGAAAUUGAAGAAGAAUAUGAAAUCAGGAAUGGGUUGCUGUUACCUGAUUCUAAGUUGAGGUCUACAGUAAAUGGGCUCAGAACCAAGAACCAGCGUGCAACUCUUAGUGAUUGCAACAUUGAGAGUGCUUCAACCUCUGAAAUUUGCCUGGAAAAAGAAAGUGCAAUAAGGAGAGAGACAGAGGGAGAGUUCAGACUGUUGGGAAGAAGGGAAGGGGAUAGGUUUGGUGGUGGUAGAUAUUUUGUUUUAGAGGAGAAUGACCGGGUGGCAAGCAUGGACCGCAGGGUGUCUUUUAGCAUGGAGGACAACCGAAAGGAAAACUUGAGCGAAAUUUCCUUAACCAUGUUAGGUGAAGAUGAGUAUUUUAGUGACAUGGAAUGUGGUGAUGAACAAGAGUGGGAAAGGAGGGAGCCUGAAAUAAUUUGUCGGCACCUUGAUCAUAUUAAUAUGUUGGGUCUCAACAAAACAACCCUCAGAUUGCGUUUUCUAAUGAAUUGGCUUGUCACUUCAUUGCUUCAGCUUCGGUUACCAAAUUCAGGUGAGGAUGCAGGAGUGCCUCUUGUACAGAUUUAUGGUCCUAAGAUCAAAUAUGAAAGGGGUGCAUCUGUAGCUUUUAAUGUGAAAGAGAGCAGUGGAGGACCAUUAAUUCAUCCUGAAAUUGUUCAAAAGUUGGCUGAGAAAAAUGGUAUUUCUCUUGGGAUUGGUAUCCUUAGUCAUGUUAGGGUAGUUGACAGCCCAAAACAGCAUUGUGGGGCGUUUGAGCUUGAGGAUACAGACUUGUGCAAGUCAAUGGUGAAUGGCCGUGGAGCUGGCAAAAAUGUCUUUUACAGACUUGAGGUUGUUACAGCGUCACUUGGUUUUUUGACCAACUUUGAAGACGUGUACAAGAUGUGGGCUUUUGUGGCCAAGUUUCUUAAUCCAUUGUUUAAAGAAGAUUUAUCUGCUGUUCCAGAGGAUCUGGAAAUGUAGGACCAUGGGAAGCUUGAAUGGAUGCUUUUAGUUUUAUUUUGACUAAAGAUGGGCCCCUCUGUUAUCUCUUGCAACUAUUGCGAAGAAGAUUAUUCUUGCACUUACUGCCCAAGUUUGAUUCUUGGAACUUGCUGCGGUGGUAGACACUGGAGCAAACAGGAACAUACAAUUAGUGUGGCCUGUCUCUAUUCCUCUUCGAGGUAAUCCCUUGUAAGCAGAAAACUUGUUUAUUCUUGUUGAAUGUAUUUUUUGUAUUACUUAUUUAGUGGCAUGUAGAGUUUGCUUUGAAAUUAUAUAUCAGCCGAAGGAGUCAUUGGAGUCAUUGGUUACUUGAUAUACAAUCAAAAUGCUCUGGAGAAGGCUUCCAUUAUUGGAAUAUAAUCUUUUUAUUGUAAUGACAUUCAAUGGUAUUGCAGUUGCCUUUCACCUCUGUACAUAUAUCUCAGGGAUGUUUACCAUCACGGUGCCUUCUUUACUAUAUUUUGCCUGCAGAAGGGAGCAAUCUCGUUUUGUAAAUUAAGUACCUCUGUAUCAUUGAGAAACCAUUUUCUUCUUGACAAGAACUUUGUACAAAUAAAGCUUCUUUAAUUUUUA
This is a messenger RNA of Mangifera indica (mango), 4052 nucleotides long. RefSeq lists its product as uncharacterized. The coding region runs from base 585 to 3458 and encodes 957 amino acids. The transcript is spliced from 3 exons. NCBI's taxonomy places the organism in Eukaryota, Viridiplantae, Streptophyta, Magnoliopsida, Sapindales, Anacardiaceae. The record is from RefSeq and is a predicted model, not a curated record.